Dentiscutata heterogama is the source of this 238-nucleotide messenger RNA. Lineage: Eukaryota; Fungi; Glomeromycota; Glomeromycetes; Diversisporales; Gigasporaceae. The record is from the annotation of a GenBank genome assembly.
AUGUUUAUAUGAUCUGGCUGGAAAUGCUUAUUUUCAAGAACAAAAUACAAAACCAAAUCUUCAGAAAUAUAUUUCUAAGACUAUAAGAGAAGAAGUUGGCCCUAUUAAAGAUAUAUUUGAUUAUUACUAUAAGGAAGAAAGUAGUAAAAACAAUAGUUAUAAAAUAGGUAAUCUUGAAGAAGAACAAUAUAAACAGAUUAAAAAUUUUUUAAAACAACAUUCGAGUUCAUUUGCUUGA